Diceros bicornis minor is the source of this 1119-nucleotide messenger RNA. It is a transcript of the gene DCDC2C, whose product is annotated as doublecortin domain containing 2C. Lineage: Eukaryota; Metazoa; Chordata; Mammalia; Perissodactyla; Rhinocerotidae. The record is from RefSeq and is a predicted model, not a curated record. Gene Ontology annotation, cellular component: microtubule; microtubule organizing center. The transcript has 10 exons. The coding region runs from base 1 to 1119 and encodes 372 amino acids. Gene Ontology annotation, biological process: intracellular signal transduction.
AUGGGCACGCGCGGGUUCCCCGCGCUGGUGGACACCACCCCCGCCAAGACCAUCCUGGUGUACCGCAACGGGGACCCGUUCUACGUGGGCCGCCGCGUGGUGCUGCCGCGGCGCCGCGUCGCCACCUUCGAGGCGCUGCUGGAGCAGCUGACGGAGCAGGUGCAGGUGCCGUUCGGCGUGCGGCGCCUCUACACGCCGACGCGCGGGCACCCGGUGCGCGAGCUGGACGCGCUGCAGGCCGGCGGCAAGUACGUGGCGGCCGGUCGUGAGCGCUUCCAGAAGCUCGAUUAUAUUCAUAUAGUUCCCAGAAAACCUGCAAAGAUGAGAAAGUUGAAGGAAAUCAAACCGGUGGUACAUUGUGAUAUAAAUGUGCCUUCCAGGUGGCAAACAUAUCAUCGUACCUCCCGACAUAUAAAUGUUUUCACAAAUGGAAGAUUAUUUAUUCCUCCUGUAAAAAUUAUUAUACCCAAAUUCAGCCUGACGGAGUGGAAUAGCGUGCUGGCCACGAUUGGAGAAAAGGUCUUCCCCCUCGGAGGUGUUCGGAAAUUAUUUACAAUGAAUGGGCAUCUUUUGGACAACUCAAAGGAUUUGCAAGACCACCAUUUUUAUGUUGCGGCAGGACUGGAGGCCUUCAAGUGUUUCCCUCAGUGGAAGUCCCUAAACCUUCCCAGUGAGGUCCCACAAAAGCACACGGACAUCGAGAAACACUCACGAAGAAAGAAAAAAGAGGAUUCCAAAGGAAGAGAACCUCAUAAACGUGACAACAUUCCACCUAAAGAUCAGGAUUCUGUUUUUUACGCCAAAGAAAGAAAAAAGAAAACACUGGUAGAGCCUUUAAGCCAGAGCGGUGCAGAAGGUGACGUGUAUAAAGCUCAGACACCUAACACGGAAACCCAAGGAGCGCCGGAAGUGAUAGAGGACCAGGAUGUGCAGGUGGAGGUGCCUGUGGACCAGAAACCAGCUGAGAUAGUUAAAGAAGUUGAAGAGAUAGAUGAUAACACCUCUGAUUUUGAAAGCAACAAGGUGAAGCUUCAAGUCCCCUGUGAACCUGGCCCAGGGCUCUCUUCAGCUUUCCUUACCUACAUCGUGCUCCUGAGCCCUCUCAUUCUGCCCUGUUAG